AUGGCAGUGAAACGGCCCAGGCGCCUGGCGCGCAUUCCGCCGGAGAAUCUCAGCUCGAAUACCAGCCGAGCCUGGCCAGCCGGCGCCAAGCUCUCACCCAGAUUUUUAGCCUCAGCCCAGCCAAGCCCGGAGACCAAAACCAAACUUCCUAGAUCAAUUGCUUCGCCAAGCGCUGAGACCUUACCGAGCUCCGAGGCCCUACAACCCUACUCCAUCCAUGCCCAAGCGGGCUGGGGGGCAUAUCCAGUACAAGCUUGCGAGAGCCUCUCUACCCACACACAGAUCGAUCACCGCAAGGAUGGGCCCAUCUUAGCUUGUUUCGGGUACGAGCUUGCGAAGGUUCCACGCGACGGGAUCCACCGGCCGUGGUUCCUCCCGCUCAAAGCAGCCUGA
This is a messenger RNA of Aspergillus luchuensis, 393 nucleotides long. RefSeq lists its product as uncharacterized. The record is from RefSeq and is a predicted model, not a curated record. NCBI's taxonomy places the organism in Eukaryota, Fungi, Ascomycota, Eurotiomycetes, Eurotiales, Aspergillaceae. Bases 1 to 393 code for a protein of 130 amino acids. The transcript has a single exon.